This is a messenger RNA of Colletotrichum truncatum, 984 nucleotides long. Its product is annotated as glutamate-cysteine ligase modifier subunit. The record is from RefSeq and is a predicted model, not a curated record. Gene Ontology annotation, cellular component: glutamate-cysteine ligase complex. Gene Ontology annotation, biological process: glutathione biosynthetic process. Gene Ontology annotation, molecular function: glutamate-cysteine ligase catalytic subunit binding; enzyme regulator activity. NCBI's taxonomy places the organism in Eukaryota, Fungi, Ascomycota, Sordariomycetes, Glomerellales, Glomerellaceae.
AUGACGAAACUCAUUCUGUCCACGGGAAACAUUGUCUCGGGCGGCCCCUCCAUAAUCCGUAAACCAGGUGCAUACAGAUCUAAUCUCGAACUUACCAACUCGUUGAGGAGCAACUUUCUCGCUGCUCAGCAGGACUACUCGCCUUACGAAGAGUCCUCCCCGAUUGAUGAGAAACCGAACGGAACCCUGAACGGACAUUCCAAUGGCUAUUCCUACAACGAGAAUGGUCAUUCUGGACGGCCCCGCCUCGAUGUGUGGACCUCUCGUGAGGAUGGCGCCCUCUAUAUCCCGCGCAUAGAUUGGUCCUACUCGGGUCUGCAGGAAGAGCCGACAAAUUACGAUAUUACUGUCAAGCUUUUCUUCCUGCCUACUGCUCCUGCUGAGGACCGUGAGCGCUACGUUCAGGAGGCCCUCGACCUUGUGCGCAAGGAGCUCGGCGUCACCACGAUAGACCUACUCAUUGCUUCCUUCCCCGGCAUGUCUUUCGAGGGUGAUUGUGAGUGGGAGGCUGACAAGCGCAACGCCGUCCAGGGCGAUAUCGACCAAGAAGCUGCCACCUGGAGGGUGCUCGAAGAUCUCUACCGUCGCGGCGAGGUCAAGGCCCUCGGUAUCGCCGAGUUCGGCACGGAGAAGCUGGCAAAAUUUAUCAAGAAGGUUAGCAUCCGCCCUGCCGUGGACCAGAUCAACAUCAAGGACUGUUGCAGUGUGCCACCCACACUCGUCAAGCUUGCGAAGACAGAGGGUGUUGAGCUACUCGUCCACACUGACUGCACCGAUAUCCUCCCCAGCGGUACCCUCCGUGAGCUGCUCGGCCACGGACUGAGGGGCGCCGGCGUCCUGGCCGAUCCUCUCGAGGGCGGAGAGGGGCUGCAAGGAGAUAUUACACCGCAGUGGGUGGUCAAGUACACUGCCUUCGUCAAGGAUCGUGGCGUUAUCGAGAAUAAAGGGUACUUUGCCGGCGCGGAGCUUGUGGAGUCCUCAUGA